Messenger RNA from Meleagris gallopavo (turkey), 1668 nucleotides. RefSeq names its product zona pellucida-binding protein 2-like. Gene Ontology annotation, cellular component: acrosomal vesicle; extracellular region; zona pellucida receptor complex. The record is from RefSeq and is a predicted model, not a curated record. Lineage: Eukaryota; Metazoa; Chordata; Aves; Galliformes; Phasianidae. Gene Ontology annotation, biological process: acrosome assembly; binding of sperm to zona pellucida.
GGAUUCCUCGUUGCCAUGGCAACUGGAUGCCAUACUGCACAGCCAGGCAGGAUGCUCUGUUCUCCAUGCUUCUGGCCAGACAUUGGAGCACCUGGGCUGCUGGGGACCAUGGGGAUCCUGACCUUGGUCCUUUGGAGCUGCUCAGGACAGCCAGCAUUCCUGUCUGAGGACCCACCUGCCCGCUCUACCUGGGAGUACCAUGGGGGUGACGUCUUCAUCCACAUGGACAGCAGCCUAUAUUCAUUGCCCUGCAGCACGAUUGAGCUGGAGGUGGCCAAUCCCACCUACCAGUGGGUGCGGGACAGUCCAGACCCCAAGCUGCUCUCAGUCACUGAAGAAGGACAUCUCCUGUUCCAGAACUUCCAAGCAGCUGACAGUGGGAACUACUCCUGCACCAUGUCCUACACAGAGCAUGGGCUCCCUGUGUUCCAAACUUUCCACUACAGAGUGUUUGGCUACCAUGUGCUUGGAGGCCUGGAGGUUUUGCUGAUCUUCCAUAGCAAGCUCUGUGAAAACGAGUGGACCAAGAUGUUCCUGUGGGAUUUACAGGAGAGGCUGAAGCAGCUGGAGGUUGAGCAGCAUUGCAAAAUCCAUCCCGAGACCACCGCCUGCUUCCCCUCAGCCGACAAUUCUUCGAAUGAGUUUGUUGUCCAAGUACAUCUAGAAGUAUCCUUCUUCGGGCCCAAUUGGGAUGAACAAUGCAAACCCCAAGGUGUGGAGGUGGACACAUACUGCUACCGCAAAACAGUCCAGCAGAGCCUCGAAAAGGUCCAGCCUGCCAUUAGCAAAUUCUUCACGGAGCACAUAACCUUCCACAUCACUGGGCCUGAUAUCUCCAGAAUUGUCUUCACCACUGCGUUUGUUGGCUUCCUGGAGAUCAAGAAGUGCAGCAAGGGCUACGGGCAGACCAAGCAACUGCGAAGAUGUCUCGAGUGUUGCAUUGUAUGCCCACCAGGGACAUUCAGCCCUCCUACAAAUAGGCAGUGCUCACCAUGCCCCAUGGGAACCUACAGUAUGAGCUACGGGAGGGCAUUUUGCACUCACUGCAAGGAUGGCAUGAUCACCCGGGGACUGGGUGCCAGAUCCACGACAGACUGCAUGAAGGAGGAAAGGACCAAGCAGGUUGACACCAUCAUUCGCAAGAUCCCGCUUCUGAUCCUCAUCAUCUUGCCACUAGUAAUAGGCACCAACAUGCUCUUCAUCUUUGCCUCUUGCUACUGGUACCGAGAGUACCAGCUGUCAUCACCAGUGACUUCCAAGAUGGCAGAAAUCACCAAGUCAGUGAAGACAAUGACCAAGUUCUGUGGGAUCUUCAGGCAGAGCCCUCAGGCUAGCCCUUCUGCUGCAGCUCUCAGCAUCACCAGCGAAACUGACACAUCUCAGGAGGGUGAAGAGGAGUCCUUGCAUGGAGAACUCACCCCUCCCAAGACCCCAAGCCUUGCUGCUGUGAGUGAUGACACACCUGCUGUGCUGGAACUGGAGGACAAAACUUCAGUUUUUGAGAUUCCCUCCACAAAUGCAGGCCAACAUCAUUGAGGGAGAACAUCCUUACAGCUUUCUGCGUAUGCCUCCACCCAGUCCACACAGGCUAACAUAUCCAGCAAUGAAGAAGAGGGACACAUUUCUCCUCAUUUAAUUUGUCUUUGCAAAUUGUUCUGAUUACAACUA